AUGAAUGCAGAAAGGAGGCCUCCUCCACUGAAGCAUAUUCCUCCUUCGUCACCUCCUCCCAAAGAGCGUGUCUUGCAUUCCAUUUUUUCUCCGUCGUAUCACACGGAUAAGCAAGGUGAUAAGGAAGAAGUACAAAUCGGCUUCCACUCCCCUCCGCGGAGAAGCUAUGCGACCUCGACAGAAGAAGGACCAGCAAUUGUAGGCGCAACCCUUAGCACUCAACCAAACAAUCUAAGCCCAAUGUCAGCAAUCUCUGCCUUUACUGCGGGGACCUCCCAUUGGCAACAAGAGAAAAAUAGACGAAGGACAAUAACUUCAACUUCUGAUGACGCCCUCAACACCUCGGUUGAUACGCUAAAAACAAUCGAAAUGCUCAACUUUAAGUUCAUUCGAAGUUGCGAUUCCCCCGACCGGUUGGAGCGAGUUUUGAAGGUGUUGAAUAGCACAAAGAGAGAUUCCCCUCUACUUCUCCAAGAAACUAAAGACCGCUUGAGUACUCUAAGGCAAACACAGAAUCAACAAAAUGGUGCAUAUAAGAGUACUCGUCUUUUGCACCAGACCGAAAUGAGGACUGAGUUUGAGUCGCCUGGGAAAGAGUACUUCUCUUCAUGCGCUGCCAACAUUUCUAGGAUUACAAACGGAAAUUCAACCCUUGAUUCGAUUGAUCCAACCAAGACGAACUCUUUGAACUUGUCCCUGUCACCACAGUCUGUGCUGCACGGAGUCGAAUUCGUUGACACACCCUAUGGCGAUGAAAGCACAUCCUUUUUCCAACCGUCGGCGAUAACGGAAACCCCCAACCGGAAUGAAAUCAUUGCAGUGGAGAAACGCUUGACUCCCAUUGAAGAGCGCACAGGCAGUAGCCCUGUGCCGCCACCGCCACCACCGCCACCACCGUCACGACCAAUAGAUUCCCAUAAAACCAAGGAAAAAGUACACGGAUCAUUCCUUCAGAAACUUCAAAAUCUUGAAACAGCCAAGAAGGAAGCAGAAAAGGUGGUCGAAAAUCUUCAAAGCCAAGUGCAUGAAGCAAACAACAAAACCAAACAUAUGCAAACGGUUGUUCGGGAGAUGACAAAGGAAAAGAAGAAGCAGCACGAAGAAGCGGAAAAAGAGCGCAAGACCUUCGAAGCACAGCAGCGCCAAGCAACUACAGUCGAAAAGGGUCUCCAGGAGCGGGUCUCUUCGCUUAUUGAGCAGCUUCGUCAAACUGAAGAGAAAGCAAGACUUGUAAUGAGAGCGGAGAAGAAUAUUCGAGUGGAAAGGGAAAAACAGUUGUCGCAUGUUCAACACAAGAAUCAAGAACUCAAUGCCAUGCUGGAGAAGGCGAAACAAAAUUUGGAGAGUAUGAAGCAACGGCAAGCGACCUUUCGAAUGGAACUAUUUCGGUGCAUGGGGCUGAGCAUUGAUGAGUGGCGAAACUCGUCAAGCCGUGAUUUACUCGCAGAGCUUUCAAAGAAAAUGAGCAUGAUGUCCGAAGAGAAUCGUAAUGCAAAGAUAGAGAUCCAAUCGAGGCUCAAGAUUGCCGAAGAGCGAGAACGUCUCGAAGCUCAACUGCAGAAGACAAUCGACGAAAAGAAACAGUUGCAGGAAGAAAAUUCCAAACUAAGUGACAGAAUCCAAGACUUGGCGGAAGAAGUCGAGAGCAGCCGAGCGUAUAUUGACAAGCUGUUAAGAACUUCUCAUGACGCCAAUCAGGAUGAUUGGGAGACACGCGAAAAGAAGUACAAGACUGUCAUUCAAAACUUGAGACAACAGAUUAGAAAGCAGGGAUCGACUGUAAAACUCGACCUCUACAAAAGCGCCUUGGACGAUGGGAAAAGGAAAAGCCAAGAUCUUCAGGAGGCAAACAAGAGAAUUGCGACGCUAGUUGCGAAGGUGGUAGAGCUCGAGAAAACAGACAAGACUUCCAGCGCUCUUGGCCAUCUUCCAAGCCCAGAAGGAAAGCAAGCAGUGAGGAGGGUUGCGGAAUCGCCAACUGAGUAUCUCAACGGAGAGACGAAUACUCGAUCUCUUGGGAAACCCAUCCGCCACAUCAUGGGCAUCGAGCAAACCAAUGAUGAAAUAGACAUGCGGCCCAUUCCUUUCAAAAUUGACCAAUCAUAUGAGAAAAUGGAGACAAAAACCCCAAUCCAGAGAAGGAAAUCGCAAACCAAAACGCCCAAGUCUCAUGACAAAUCUGUAUCAGUCAUCACACAACACAAGAGUCCAGAUUAUCAGAACGCUUGGACAAAGCGACGUAACAAGGAUGACCUACUUGGUUUCGAGGUUCUCAUUCCAGCUGAAACAAUAGAAACGUCAGAGCAAAGAACAUCACGUUUUAAGGAAGCCGAUUUCAACGUCUGGAAUGACAAUUACGUUGAGAGUCCACAGCUCAACUCAAAGACCUCGAACUAUCCAUCGAGGAAUAAAUUUGUCCAAAAGCAUCUCAACAGCGGCAAGAAGAAGAACAAAUCUCCUCUCUUGGAAAGGAAAGAGCGACGGCAACGACAAGAAGAAGCGAAAAGAAGAGAACUCUUGUCGCAGUCUAAGGAGGAUCAUACCGGUACCACAUUGACGCCUGUGAGCAAGAAAAGCACACCACCUCAUCUAGUCGGUGACGAAAAUGUAGAUCCAGCAAAGAGUGACUGCAACAGUGCUGACUUUGCUCCGGUAUCAAGCCCAAGAAAAUCCACUCCACGUGAAUUAGCGCGGCAAGCUGGGGGUAGAAGAGCCUUGGCUGAGAAAGUGAGAAAAAUGAGAUCACCUUCUUCCAAAGUACGAACUGCAACGGUACAACGAAUCAGAUAG
Messenger RNA from Cylindrotheca closterium, 2790 nucleotides. The record is from the annotation of a GenBank genome assembly. Lineage: Eukaryota; Bacillariophyta; Bacillariophyceae; Bacillariales; Bacillariaceae.